UGGAUGUCAAUUACGCAGACGGCCGAGUCCGGGCGCUGCGAGGAGUGCCGCCGUUGACCUAAUCACCUCGCCGUUCUCUGCUCUCUCUCUCUCCGAUGGCGAAGAUGGUGAGAGAUGGAAACGGCGGUGGGCAACUUACUGAAGCCCUCCCUCAAGCACUGCUACUGGAGAUCAUGGCGAGGCUCGACCUGGAGUCUCUCUGUUCUCUGGCUCCCGUUUGCAAGUCCCUCCACUCCUCGGUCUCCCAAAGGAUUUCGGUUCUCUCCACUCUUGAUCUGUCCGACAUUUCCCCAACCAACUGUUCUCUUAGAAGAAUCCUUACUGAUAAUAAAUCCCUCCAAAAUCUUAUUCUCAACUGCAGAUGGCUUGAUGAUUCUUCAGUUGAGGUUUUUGCAAAAGAAAGCAUCCGAGAACUUGUUCUGUUGAGGUGUACAAGGUUCUCUUCUUACAUAUUCACUGCAAUUGGAAAAUGUUGCCGGAAAUUGAGAAUGUUCACAGUGGAGAUGAAACAAGUGAACAAUGAACCAGCUGCUUCCUACAAUAAGUCUGUAGGACAGAUGCUUGAUAGGUGCUUAUGCUUGGAGUCUUUCAGUGUAAAAUUAUAUUCUGAUCAUGAUUACUUUUGUAAUCUUUGGUCCUUCCAAUUGACCAUCCCCCAAACGAUAAAAGUUUUGCUGCUGCGGCCUAUAUCAGAUUUGCAUGCAAAGCAGUUUAUUUGCAACCGUGGAGUUGGUGGAUCAGAUGCAUGGUUAGCCGGUGUGAGUAUGCCUUCUUCAGGUCCCAUGAUUUAUUCCCUGCGAUCAUUAACUCUUGUUGUAAGCCAAAUAACAGAUGAACUUGUCUUUAAUAUCACAAGCAAUCUUCACCAUUUGGUUGAGUUAUGCCUUGAAGAUAAUCCGAGGGAAGGACCUUCUUUACAAAAUGACUUGACUAACAGAGGUCUUGAGUUACUUGGAUCUUUUGGAAAGUUGAUCAGUCUCUCUCUCACACGGGGUAAGAAGUCUCUAACCAAGUUUAAAAUGGUGAAUGAUGUCGGUAUUCUCUUGCUUGCCGAGGGAUGUGGAAGACUUGAAUCAUUGAGAUUGGGAGGGUUUGCUAAAGUUACUGAUGCAGGCUACAGUUCUAUUCUUCAGUGUUGCAAGAAUCUGAAAAGAUUGCAAAUUUGGAACGGACUUUUGUUGUCAGAUUUGACAUUUCAUAAUUUUGCACCCACUGGAAACCUCACCGAAGUGAGACUGGUAUCCGGCAAAUACAUAACCAGUGAAAUUUUAGAGUAUUUUUCUUUAUGUGAAAAUUUACAGGUGUUGGACCUCUCGCUCUGCAGAAACAUUGCAGACGAAGGAUUGAACUCAAUAUCAAGAUUGUGCAAGAUGACAACAUUGAAUCUCAGUGGGGUUGACAUUAGUGAUGAGGGCUUGUCCACACUUGGUGGUGGAGCUUCCCCUAUAGAGACUUUGAAUCUUAGAGGUUGCAAAAGAAUCACAGAUAGGGGCAUAGUUAUGAUGCUGUGUGAUAGUAUUCUCCGCAAAACUUUGGUUACGCUUGAUCUUUCUUACCUGUCCUUAUCGGAUAUAGCUAUUGUUGCUGUCGCAGAAGCUUGUACAGAAAUCAGUAAUCUGUGUAUCAGGAACUGCUUUUUUAUCAGCGAUGCAUCUCUAUCCGCAUUAGGUUCACCUGAAAGAACUAGAGGAAAAAGAUCACUCAGAAAGCUUGAUUUGUUCAACUGCUGCAGAUUGUCUGCUAAUGUGUCAAGAAUGGUCAGUCAUCCGUUCUUUUGUGGUCUCCGAUGGUUAGGUGUAGGGAAAACAAGGUUCUUCUCGGAAGGCAAAGAUGCGCCCGAGGAACUUUUGAGCACUAAACCUGGUCUAAGCAUUUGCGCCAUUGGUUGUGAGAUCGGCUGCAAGGAUGGUUGGCAACAUCAUGAAGGCGGUGUCAUUACCUAAAUUACUUCAUUCACGUCUAGAUUAUUUGAAUUUGCUUGUUCAGAAGCUCAGUUUUUUUUUCUUUUGAUCAACGGACUUGUACCUUUGUUGAAACUUUAUCAUGUUGGCGAAUUGUCCAAGCAUCACCAGCUCAUUCUGAGUGUAUUGUAAGGUUUUUGGAAUCUCAGGCGGCUUAAACCAUGUUUCUUAUUCCACACUGCCUCUCCCCUUCGAUGCCUGAGUUUACAGCUUCACUAGUUGAUGACAUUUUCAGAGGAAGUUAUUGUACAACAGUUCAUGUGCAGUUCGUAAUUGUUGGCUUCUUUGCCAAGUAAUUGUCUUAGAGGAUUCCUUAAUUCUAGAUGUCUUGUUUAUUCCA
This is a messenger RNA of Zingiber officinale, 2301 nucleotides long. Its product is annotated as F-box protein At-B-like. The record is from RefSeq and is a predicted model, not a curated record. Gene Ontology annotation, molecular function: protein binding. The transcript is spliced from 4 exons. NCBI's taxonomy places the organism in Eukaryota, Viridiplantae, Streptophyta, Magnoliopsida, Zingiberales, Zingiberaceae. Gene Ontology annotation, biological process: SCF-dependent proteasomal ubiquitin-dependent protein catabolic process. The coding region runs from base 96 to 1943 and encodes 615 amino acids. Gene Ontology annotation, cellular component: SCF ubiquitin ligase complex.